UUCUCCUUCUUCUUCUUGGUCUUGCGGUUUUUCAUGUUUCAAAAAUUAAACAGCAGCAAAUUAUACAUUGCGAGACGUAGUAUCGCUUAGUUAUCAAGAACUCGACUAAUUUUUUGCAAGUAACUCGUUGUCACUUUGACGCGCCGUAUAUAUUGCGCGUGAUUGCCCUGGGCAAGUCCUGACGCCACCACGUGCGCGGUUUGGUGGCAAAUCUUCAAAAUGGCCGACGUAGCAGAAACGCCGGGCAAAAAGAGCAAGAAACACAAGAAGCCGAAAGAGAGCUCCCUUGGAGAUAUACAGCAAGAGACAAGUUUCUUGAUCAGACCAGAGUCGAAGACGCCAAAGCUCGACACCUCACAAUGGCCACUCCUGCUGAAGAAUUUUGACAAGUUGAACGUCCGGACUGGUCACUACACCCCGCUGCCGAGCGGCUGCUCACCGCUCAAGCGAGAGUUCAAAGAUUACGUCUCGAGUGGUUUCAUCAACCUAGACAAGCCCUCCAACCCCUCAUCCCACGAGGUGGUCUCCUGGAUCAAGAAGAUCCUGCGCGUGGACAAGACGGGCCACAGUGGGACCCUGGAUCCAAAGGUCACCGGCUGCCUGAUAGUCUGCAUCUCCAGGGCCACCAGGCUCGUCAAGUCCCAGCAGAGUGCCGGCAAGGAGUACGUGUGCAUAGUACGAUUACACAGCGCUAUCGAGAGCGAAGCAAAGUUGGCCCGGGCUUUAGAGACCCUGACUGGUGCCCUGUUCCAACGGCCGCCCCUCAUCUCCGCUGUCAAGCGACAGCUGCGGGUGCGGACGGUGUAUGAGAGCAAACUCAUCGAGUACGACGCAAAGAGACAUCUGGGUAUCUUCUGGAUGAGCUGCGAGGCGGGCACCUACGUCAGGACACUCUGCGUGCACCUGGGCCUGCUGCUAGGGGUAGGAGCACAGAUGGCCGAGCUGAGACGGAACAGGUCCGGUAUCCAAUCAGAGAAGGAUCAGCUGGUAACGAUGCACGAUGUUCUCGACGCUCAGUGGGUCUACGACAACCACAAAGAUGAGGAGUAUAUGAGGCGAGUCGUGAAACCGCUGGAGGCGUUACUCACAUCCCACAAGAGGAUCGUACUUAAAGACAGUGCUAUUAACGCCAUUUGUUACGGAGCCAAGGUCAUGCUGCCAGGCGUGCUGCGAUUCGAAGACGGCAUCGAGGUCAACUCGGAGAUCGUUAUCGUCACCACCAAAGGGGAGGCGGUCGCCUUGGCGAUUGCCCUGAUGACGACAGCCGUCAUGGCCACCUGCGACCACGGCAUCGUGGCCAAGCUGAAGCGGGUGAUCAUGGAAAGGGACACCUACCCACGCAAGUGGGGACUUGGUGCUGUGGCCAGCAAGAAGAAGAUGCUCAUCCAAGCCGGCAAGCUGACCAAACACGGCAAGCCCACAGCCUCGACGCCAGAGGACUGGAAAAACACCUACCAAGACUACAGUGUCAAGGCGGAUCCUACCAACGGAGAGGCCUCCACCAGCCAAUCCCAACCCCCCGCCGGGGAGACCCCCACCAAGAAGCGGCGGCGGGAAGAGAGCAGCAGCAGCGACAGCACCGAGAGCAGCGCAGUUGCAUCGCCGGUAGCCGUGGAGGUUGCCACGCCGACCGGCAAGGAGGAGAAGAAGAAAAAGAAGAAAGACAAGAAGGAGAAAAAAGAGAAAAAGAAAAAGAAACCGAGGGAGGCAGAGGCAGCAGAAGCGAUGACAGAAGAAGCGUCACCGGAGAAGAAGAAAAAGAAGAAGAAGAAAGAUAAGGACAAAAAGUAGCCGAUGCCACCUCGUACCCGAAGAACCCUGUGAACCGCAUGGAAGGGAGACUUCGUAUAUUUUACUUACUUCCCCUGGGAAAGCAAUUCGUCUUCACACUGCCAGGUUUGAUGGGAGCCGCACUUUGACAAGCAAACCGGAGGAUUUUCAGCGAGGUUUCCUUAGUUUCAGCUCUGCUCCGGCUUCAGGGUAUCAAAUUUCGUCUGCCGAGUUAGAAAAUCCAGCUCGGUAUUUUUGUUUCUGCCCCAAAAGCUAUGGAAAUGUCAGAAAUGAGGUGGGGAUUUUUCACUCAGUCCAACCAGUUCACAUCUAUCCCAAGAGCGCCCUCACCGGCAAAGGAGAGACAGGCCGGUGGGAAGUUUUCCAACCAGGCUCGUACACGCGCCCAGCACACAAGCAAAGACCAUACAUUCCAAGAAAAAUUGGUCGUGCGUACUCGGCUCCUCAAGGUCCCAAACCGCGUGAGCCCGUCAAAGGAAACAAAGUCAGAAAUGGAGACGUGAUUUUGGAAAACGGAGCAGUUGAAUGCCAACAGCCAUUAGAAUUAGGAGAGACAUUACGCAAAGGCUUCGGAACUGUAUCUGCCGUAAUUUCAAAUCAGCCAUCGUUGACUCAACAAAGGGACUGUUUUGGGCCCACUCGCUAACCAGAAACGACUUUCAAACUGCUUUUUUGGAGAAUGUAUUAAACCUUCUGACAAAAACAUCUGGAAAAUUUCCUUGGCAGCAGAAUUGCAGCAAAUAAGCACCACAUAUUGAUAGACUUUUUGAGGGACAGUCAGAUAUUUUGGGAAGUUUUCUUCUGAUAAUGUCAUUUUUUUUCCUUUACUCAUUAUUACAUGUAUAGUAAAAGCAAAGGUCAUGCAACGGAAAUCGCGAUUAUGCCCCCCAAAAUCAUUCCCAUGGAUACUUAUUGCUUUUAAUUCAGGCAAAUUUGUACUAACUGUAAUUUUUUUUUCUGGAGUGUAAAAAGGGUGAUAUUUUUUCAUGAAAGAAAUUAAUUCCUGGGUACUUUUCUUUUUCAACUUUAUGCUAACAUUUGCUGGCUUUUUAUGAGUUGAAAGCACCAGGUGCUUGAAUUUAGUUACCUGCAAACAAGCCGUACCAAUUUGAACGUUUUCCUAAAUUGUUUUCUUAAGUUUUUCUGCUGAAGAUUGCUUCAAGCAUAUGAAAUGCGUGGGGUAUUUUAGUGUCCGGAAAUAAAAAUUUCCGUACGGUAAUUGUCAAUAA
Messenger RNA from Acanthaster planci (crown-of-thorns starfish), 3020 nucleotides. It is a transcript of the gene dkc1, whose product is annotated as dyskerin pseudouridine synthase 1. Gene Ontology annotation, biological process: snRNA pseudouridine synthesis; box H/ACA sno(s)RNA 3'-end processing; mRNA pseudouridine synthesis. The record is from RefSeq and is a predicted model, not a curated record. Lineage: Eukaryota; Metazoa; Echinodermata; Asteroidea; Valvatida; Acanthasteridae. Gene Ontology annotation, molecular function: RNA binding; pseudouridine synthase activity. Gene Ontology annotation, cellular component: box H/ACA snoRNP complex.